Messenger RNA from Microthlaspi erraticum, 480 nucleotides. NCBI's taxonomy places the organism in Eukaryota, Viridiplantae, Streptophyta, Magnoliopsida, Brassicales, Brassicaceae. The record is from the annotation of a GenBank genome assembly.
AUGGCGGAACAGACGGAAAAGGCGUUUCUGAAGCAACCAAAGGUUUUCUUAUGCUCGAAGAAAUCUGGCAAAGGCAAGAGGCCUGGAAAGGGAGGUAACCGUUUCUGGAAGAACAUUGGUCUUGGCUUCAAGACUCCCAGAGAAGCUACUGAAGGUGCAUACAUAGACAAGAAAUGUCCCUUCACUGGCACUGUUUCUAUCAGAGGACGUAUCUUAGCAGGCACUUGUCACUCUGCGAAAAUGCAGAGGACAAUCAUUGUUCGGAGGAACUAUCUUCAUUUUGUUAAGAAGUAUCAAAGGUAUGAGAAAAGGCAUUCAAACAUCCCAGCUCAUGUCUCACCAUGUUUCCGUGUCAAAGACGGAGAUCACGUGAUCAUCGGGCAAUGCAGACCAUUGUCAAAGACGGUGAGGUUCAAUGUCCUCAAGGUCAUUCCAGCUGGUAGUUCUGCUUUUGGAAAGAAAGCAUUCACUGGAAUGUAG